AUGGAUGUCAAAAAACUACCAUCUUUUGGAUUCUUCCCAUAUCCAGCCAAAUAUCCCUCCGAAUCUAAAGAACUACUGCCAACAGAUGAUCCAAUUACCCUCAACACCUCGUCCUCAUGGACUUACUGCGGACCCCUCUUGACCCUUGAAGCAUGUAACCUGCCAUCCUCUUUUAACACCUGGGCAGAAGCCACAAUUAACGGCUCAAUACUACCCUCCUUAUUCUCCUUUCUGUUAUAUGUCCACGACUUCUUGACCAAAAACAACCAAUCCCACUACUGGCUCACAAUCCGAGCAAGUAUAGGCUCGGACGAGUUCGACACCCCACGAUGGCAUACAGACGAUUUAUUCUUCUCUCCCUCCCAAUCACCAAUAAAACAUGCAAGACAUGAAUCGCUCUUCUCGCCAAUCACUAAUCUACUCAAAUCCACCUGGGCAGGGCCAACAAAGUCACAGCCCCCAACCACAAUCUCACCCUCAAACCCCCAAGACGAGCAUGACCACCCACCCACAACCCCAACUGCCCAAAUCCCUUCUAUCAGCCCCACGCCCACAAACUGGAAACUCACAACAACCCUCCUAGGACCCGGAACCCUGUUCAUCCCACCCACAACAAAUCACCUAGCACGCGCUACGCAACAAGCCGCCAAAACCGCCGCCCGUGCCGCAAACCCAGACCACACUUGCGCCUCUGUGCGCUGUGUCGGCUGUGCCAUGGUGGCGGACUCGGUGCGAGCACAGCUAGCUGUUGAACUGGGUGGACAUGGGGUUGUGCAGGCGUCGGCAGGGGAGUGUGUGUUCUUCAGGGUGGGCGAGGACGAGGGCGCGGUGCAUUCUGAGCCACGAUCGCAUGGGGAUCGAGUUUUUGUUAAUGUUGUCCCUGGCCAUGAGGCAGAUCUCAGGGCGCUUAUGGCGAAAUGGGGGAUGGAGUAUCCGCGAGCUUGGUGUGUAGGGUUGCCAUUGGUUAUUGGAGAAGGGGAGGAGUGUCUAAGGGAUAUUGGGGGUGAGAUUUGA
Penicillium griseofulvum is the source of this 1014-nucleotide messenger RNA. RefSeq lists its product as uncharacterized. The record is from RefSeq and is a predicted model, not a curated record. Bases 1 to 1014 code for a protein of 337 amino acids. NCBI's taxonomy places the organism in Eukaryota, Fungi, Ascomycota, Eurotiomycetes, Eurotiales, Aspergillaceae. The transcript has a single exon.